Molecule: messenger RNA, 1405 nt
Organism: Myripristis murdjan (pinecone soldierfish)
Lineage: Eukaryota; Metazoa; Chordata; Actinopteri; Holocentriformes; Holocentridae
Gene: b3galt4
Product: UDP-Gal:betaGlcNAc beta 1,3-galactosyltransferase, polypeptide 4
Exons: 1
Coding region: 290-1405 (371 amino acids)
Biological process (GO): protein O-linked glycosylation
Cellular component (GO): Golgi membrane
Molecular function (GO): hexosyltransferase activity
Source: RefSeq, a predicted model, not a curated record
AGCUCCGGGCUGCAUUUACAAAAAUCGACCGCUUGAUUUGCGCAACUGCAUAUCCCAGUUUUGUAAACGUGAUGCGGCUGCAGCAGCGAGAGUACCAUCCUCUUCACCACAUCCACAUCAGCUGGCACUGGCCAUCAGCUGCCGCGGACCCGACCUCAGAUCAAGGAUAAAAAGGACAUCACAGCAGGGGAUCCAGAGUGCUUAUAGAGAAAGAGGAAGCAAGGCCUAAAACUAGGGGUGAGUAGUCAUAGCGCUGUUCAGAGCUGUGUUGUCACCGUGGAGGCUGGUCAUGCUGGGACGGGGGAUAUGGGUGUGUAAACCCCGAUUAGGAAAGCGGGGGAGCAAGCCCGGUUUUUUGCCUUUGCUCUGCAUGUUGAUGGUGGCCACAGCCCUGCUCGCUCUGCUUUUUGUGGAUUUCAUUGAAUCCUGGGUCACCUCUAUGAGCAUGAAUGCAGUGGUGGAGCCUCACGCCGGGAUCAUCCCCCCGCAGAGCGUCCCACCUACCAGGCCGGAGGAGUUCCUGCUCAUGCCCAGCCCGCUCGUUUGCCAACGUGCCAAGCCAUAUCUCAUCACUAUGGUUACCUCUGCUCCUGCCAAUCAGAGAGCCCGUCAAGCCAUCAGGGACACUUGGGGUGGGGAAAUUGAGGUGAGGGGGCUCAGGGUCAUGACCCUGUUCAUGGUGGGUGUGGCAUCUGACCCUGGACUGUCCAAGCUGUUGAUAGAGGAGGCACGAGAGCGAGGAGACUUAAUUCAAGGGCGUUUUGUGGACACUUACUCCAACCUCACACUAAAGACCUUAUCUAUGCUGGGCUGGGCCCGUCGCUUCUGCCCGCAGGCCCACUACAUGGCCAAGGUGGAUGAUGACGUCUUGUUUAACCCAAGUGCCCUCCUGCACUUCUUGAAUAGGAGCCGUAACCCUUACGAACAAGGAGACUUGUACCUUGGCCGAGUUCAUCUCCACGUGGCUCCAGACCGUGACCCGGAUAGCAAGCACUACCUCCCUGCAGGAGCUUACCCUCCCUCAGUCUUCCCAGACUAUUGCAGUGGUACAGCCUAUGUCCUCUCACGCUCAGCUUUGCUUAAAAUUUCCCUGGCAGCCGCUGCAUCACCUUUAUCCACACCCCUGCCCCCUGAGGACGUGUUUGUGGGUCUGUGUGCCCGUACAGCUGGGGUGCUGCCGUCACAUUGCCCACUCUUCUCUGGUGGGCCAGCUGUGCCGUACGGGCGCUGCUGCUAUCAGGCUAUGGUGUCCAUCCACCACACCCCACCCAGGGAGAUGCUGCGCUAUUGGGCUGAUGUCCAUUCAUCACCACCCUGUUCCUGGCUGAGCCUUCGUGCCUCUUUAGGGGUCUGCAAAGUCAGGGCGAUGCUUGGGAAAGCUCUUGGCUUGGAACAGGGGUUGUGA